UAUAUUUCAGUGAUUCCGUCUGACAUCAGAUCGGCGCGGAGCUCCUUCCAUCGUUGCCUCCAGCCACUGCAGUCUCGUUGGCCGAGGUUUGGUCCUUCAAGUCGGCCGUCGCAGCUUCUUUCGCUAUCUCCUUGGAGUUCGUCAGUUCGGCAUUUGCUCCUUUAGAUCGGUAAAAUCUGAAGAUUCAAUCCUUCCGUCCUUGCUCGCUGUUGCUCUCGGCCUCUCGGCCUCUCGGUGUGCUCACGACCAAUCUUUCCACUCUCCUUCGAGUUCGAAAACCCCUGUCUCUUUCGAGGUCGACGUUUGCUUCAGGUCCGUCCCCCUUCGCGUGCUUCAGUUGGGCUCGGCUGGUUCAUUACAAGACUCCACUCCCCUGCCUCUUCCUGUUCUUCCUACUUCACUGGUUCCGAUCGACCACACAUUCGCUGAUUCAUCAUAAGCUUCUGUCUCUGUUGACUUGAGUUUUUCGGUGGAAUUCUUGGCAGAAUUGUAACUAUUACAUAGUUUCCAUUGCCACAUGGAUCCGAACACAGUGAAGUCGACGCUGUCUAAUUUGGCAUUUGGAAAUGUUAUGGCAGCCGCGGCCCGCGAUUAUCAACAGGAAUUGCUUGCUCAAGAGAAGGCACAAACUUCAAGUUCUGUAAACCAGGAAGUUGAUCUUGAUGAGUUAAUGGAUGACCCAGAGUUGGAGAAAUUGCAUGCAGAUAGAAUUGCAGCUCUUAAGAAAGAAGCAGAGAAACGAGAGUCAUGGAAGAAGAAAGGUCAUGGGGAAUACAAGGAGAUAACUGAGGGGGAUUUCUUAGGUGAAGUCACUGGCAGUGAGAAAGUGAUAUGUCACUUCUAUCAUAAGGAGUUUUAUCGAUGCAAGAUAGUGGAUAAGCAUUUAAAGUCCCUUGCUCCAGUGCAUGUUGAUACGAAGUUCAUUAAGCUUGAUGCAGAGAAUGCUCCCUUCUUUGUUGCAAAGCUGGUAGUCAAGACUUUGCCAUGUGUCAUAUUGUUCAGACAAGGGAUUGCAGUAGAUAGAUUGGUUGGGUUUCAAGAUCUGGGAGGGAAAGAUGAUUUUACCACAAAAACGCUGGAGGUUCUGCUGAUAAAGAAAGGCAUUAUUAACGAGAAAAACGAGGAGGAUGACGAAAAUGAUGGAUAUCAUGAGAAUUCAAUUAGAAAAGUCAGAUCCUCCGCUGUUGCCGAUUCUGAUUCUGAUUAAUAUUAAUCUGCUGCCAUACCUCCAAAAAAAAAAAAAAAAGGAAGGAAAAACAUGAAUCCACAGCUUACCUUGUUGACGGAUUGCUGGAUAUUAUGACCACUGGCACAUAAUAUUUGUUUAUGUUUAGGUUUUGGAUGAUUCGCAUGGGCUUAGGAACUCAUCAUGUCUUGGAGUUGGACUUUUGUCCGAUAGUGACUUCCAAAUCCAAUUAUUGGUUACACUGGUCAGUGCUGUUUGUUUUUUCGUGUUAAACCAUUGCAGUUUAGCAGCA
Messenger RNA from Prosopis cineraria, 1478 nucleotides. Its product is annotated as thioredoxin domain-containing protein PLP3B. NCBI's taxonomy places the organism in Eukaryota, Viridiplantae, Streptophyta, Magnoliopsida, Fabales, Fabaceae. The record is from RefSeq and is a predicted model, not a curated record. Gene Ontology annotation, cellular component: cytoplasm. Bases 518 to 1207 code for a protein of 229 amino acids. The transcript is spliced from 9 exons.